Exophiala mesophila is the source of this 2876-nucleotide messenger RNA. Its product is annotated as isocitrate dehydrogenase [NADP], mitochondrial. Gene Ontology annotation, cellular component: mitochondrion. Lineage: Eukaryota; Fungi; Ascomycota; Eurotiomycetes; Chaetothyriales; Herpotrichiellaceae. Bases 853 to 2244 code for a protein of 463 amino acids. The record is from RefSeq and is a predicted model, not a curated record. Gene Ontology annotation, biological process: isocitrate metabolic process. The transcript has 3 exons. Gene Ontology annotation, molecular function: NAD binding; isocitrate dehydrogenase (NADP+) activity; magnesium ion binding.
ACCUCGUCCUAUACUUUGCUCGCCCUGUUCCGUCUGCCUGGAAGUCUCCAAAACUCGUUGCCCCGCCCCGUGCCUCAAGAUCCACCAUCGUGGAACUCUUCUGGACGCGAGUCCUCGGAUACGACACCUUUCGGAGCGACACCGGCCUACGGAGUACUCCAAGGUCUUGGAGAGUGGUGCCUUUAUACCACCAGACCCUUAGUCCCACGACCCUACGGAGCCGCCCAAAGUCCGUCCCCAUCUAGUCGCAGACGCUUGAGCACACCGCUGGAUAUUACCACACACAUACGGACAAAUUCUCUGAAAAGCGAACAUCUCUGAGAUCCCGCGUGGCAUUACUGACGAGAGUCAGAUCUGUCCCUGUCAGAUUUUUCCGCAUCCCGUCCAGUCAAAGUCCCUCCAGAGUCGUAUCGGUUCCUCCUCAAGGUUUCUUGGUCCCGCCCCCCACAUCACUCGCGGCACUCGCCAACAUUCUGCGGGAGUAGACGUUGCACAAGUCUGCCACCGCCCUCCGUUGUACGGUGGUUGACACAGCAUCGGCUGUGGACCGGACUACUUGCCCUCGGCCCAAGUCGGCUUGCUCUGUAAUCCCCCCUCCUCAUUCGUCCACCCCUCCUAAGCCGCUCGCCGCAGCCGAACGCAUCUGAGCGCAGAACCCCCAAAGAACCACCGACCUGCCAGGAACCUGUUCAUCUUACGCCAUGGCUUGAUACCCGCCCCUUCAACAGUUCCCUCGGAUCUUGUCCUGAACCCGUCCUCUUGUCUGAGGUCUGUCCGAACUGUCCACCUGCGUCCAAUCCCGCGACACUGAUUAUCGUGCGUCCCUCAAUUCCGCCAUCCUAAUCUCCCUCCAUGAACCCCAUCAGAUUUGCCCUAGUGGGCUCUUGUAGAAAAUCUCUCAUCUCUCCCACUUUCUCAUCCAGAAUGGCCACCACAAGACUACAAGCUGAAGCCAGAAGGAUGGGGUCAAUCAGUCAGACACGCGCCGCUUCUGGCGCCGCAAAGAUCAAGGUCAAGAACCCUGUUGUCGAGCUCGAUGGCGAUGAGAUGACCCGUAUCAUCUGGCAAGACAUCAAGGACAAGUUCAUCUACCCAUACCUCGACAUUGACCUCAAGUACUACGAUCUAGGCCUUCCCUAUCGUGAUGAGACUGACGACAAGGUCACCAUCGAAGCUGCAGAGGCUAUCAAGAAAUACUCGGUCGGCGUCAAGUGUGCCACCAUUACUCCAGAUGAAGAGCGAGUCAAGGAGUUCAACCUCAAGAAGAUGUGGCUUUCGCCCAAUGGUACCAUCCGAAAUAUCCUAGGAGGCACAGUCUUCCGCGAGCCUAUUGUCAUUCCCCGCAUCCCCCGCCUGGUACCUGGCUGGGAGAAGUCUAUCAUCAUCGGCCGUCACGCCUUUGGAGAUCAAUACCGUGCAAAGGAUGAAGUGAUCCGCGAGGCUGGUACUCUCGAGAUGGUCUUCAAGCCCGCCAAUGGCGGAGAGCCAAAGACCGUCAAGGUUUUCGAUUUUCCCGAGUCUGGUGGCGUUGCCCAAACACAAUACAACACCACCGAGUCCAUUGAAGGCUUCGCCCAUGCCUCGUUCAAGUUUGCGCUCGAAAAGGGCUGGCCCUUGUACAUGAGCACCAAGAACACCAUUCUCAAGGCUUACGAUGGCAAGUUCAAGGACACUUUCCAGGCCAUCUACGAGAGUGACUACAAGAAGGACUUUGAGGCCAAGAAGAUCUGGUAUGAGCAUCGUCUCAUCGACGACAUGGUCGCACAGAUGAUCAAGAGCGAGGGUGGCUUCGUCAUUGCCAUGAAGAACUACGAUGGUGACGUCCAGUCCGAUAUCGUCGCCCAGGGCUUCGGCUCUCUUGGUCUCAUGACCUCCCAACUCAUUACUCCCGAUGGAUUGACAUACGAAAGUGAGGCCGCUCACGGCACCGUCACCCGCCACUACCGUGAACACCAAAAGGGCCGAGAGACCUCCACCAACCCCAUUGCCAGUAUCUUCGCAUGGACCCGAGGCUUAGUCAAGCGUGGACAUCUCGACGAGACCCCUGAGCUCGUCACAUGGGCUGAAAGCCUGGAGAAGGCCGUCAUUGACACAGUCAACGACGAUGGCAUCAUGACCAAGGAUUUGGCUCUUGCCACCGGUCGUAAAGACCGUGAGGCCUGGGUCACCACCGGCCAAUUCAUGGAGGCAAUCGAGAAGAGAUUCCAGAAGAACCUCGCGGCUGAGGGAUUGGCCAAGAAAUAGAUGUGACCUCAACUCACCGGCAUUUUGAUUAUUGUUUUUGGGAACAAGACGGUGUCAAGCCAGCCAAGAACGUUUAGAAGGAAACAUCUGGUCAGCAGCAACAGCGAAAGCACUGGCGGCGACAGGAGCAGCAGAAGCAGAAGAAGCAUUGCAUCUCGGCCGUGAAACUAGGCCGUUCUCCUUUUCAUAUCCAUUGUGAGCGUGGUUGAAGCAACAGCAUGGCGUCAGCUUUCCAUACAGAAGGACGAAAGUCUGGAUAGAGGGUGAGCAGUGCCAGAGCAUUGGACUUACACCGCCCGGCGUCUCUACACUUCCAACAAUUACCUAGAAAGCGAGAGCGAGAGCGAAGAUGGGAGGGGAAAAAGUGGUGUCGACGAGCGCUUAUGGACUGGCGUUUUGCGCAUCAUGGAAACUUGAUGUCCGUCGCGUCACGUCACCGGGAGAAGGACCGCCGGCUAGCAUUGCAUCGCUUGCAAUUUUCAUCUUGAUUGCAUAGUAGUGCCAUGGGAUCGGUCGGUCGGUCGGUCGGUCGGUCGCCACCGCAAUCAUUUGCUCCCUGUCUUUUUUUGCAUUCUGCAUGUUAGAAAAGUCGAAAUAUAAACAAACCAAUUGAUCAAAUUACCGCAACAAAA